AAGAGUGGGGGCGGCGUAGGAGGCUAGAGAAGAGCAUGAAGCUGAGGAGGAAGGAGCGCCGCCUGCGCGCAGGCCCAGAAGCGCCCGAGCCCCGGCUGCCGGCGACGCCCCAGAGCGGAAGAGGGAAGUGAAGGCGCCCGGCUGCGGGUUCCUGGUGGGCUACGCUUACCGAGGUAGAGGCAGCAACCGAGAGGAGGCUUCUGCCACCGGUCCGGUUCGGGGAUGUCGAAGAACACAGUGUCGUCGGCCCGGUUCCGGAAGGUGGACGUGGAUGAGUACGACGAGAACAAGUUCGUAGACGAGGAAGACGGGGGCGAUGGGCAGGCCGGGCCUGACGAAGGCGAGGUGGACUCCUGCCUGCGGCACUCCAUCACAGGAAACAUGACAGCCGCCCUCCAGGCAGCUCUGAAAAAUCCCCCUAUCAACACCAAGAGUCAGGCGGUGAAGGAUCGAGCCGGCAGCAUUGUCUUGAAGGUGCUCAUCUCUUUUAAAGCGAAUGAUAUUGAAAAGGCAGUUCAAUCCCUGGACAAGAAUGGUGUGGAUCUUCUAAUGAAGUAUAUUUAUAAAGGCUUCGAGAGCCCCUCUGACAAUAGCAGUGCUGUGUUAUUGCAAUGGCAUGAAAAGGCACUUGCUGCUGGAGGAGUUGGGUCCAUUGUUCGAGUUCUGACCGCAAGGAAAACCGUGUAGUCGGCGGGAACUGGACAGCCCGUGGGUGUGGGAGUUGCUGGUACAAAGACCAAAACAACCAAAUGCCACCGCUGCCCUUUGGGUAGCGUCUCUUUCUCUCAGCUUUGCCUUCUUGCUUCCUUUUUCAUAUCCGUAAAGAGCAAAAUCACAUAUCAGUUUUCCUUUCAUGAAAAUUGGGAUAAUAGAGAGGAAAUGUUUAUGAACAGGAGUGUUUCAUGCUCUCAAAAACGAUUUUGGUGUAUACCUGUCUGUAUAUAGUAUAAUUUGCCUUCAAGUUUAAUUGUGCAAUUUUAACCCCUAUCGGCUGGUGGGGUUUUGUUUUGUUUUGCAUUUUUUUUUAAGUGUUUUGUUUUGUUUUUGACUAAUAGUGAGGAAUUUGUUCAGAAUUUGAGGCCAGUUUCCUAACUCCUUCCUAGCCAGGAAAUGAUCUUUAUAAAAAAUAUAUUUGAGAAACUGGCAGCUAUUAACGUUGCAAAACUGGACCAUAAUUCCCUUAUUUAAGCAAAAUGUGUUUCUGGAACAAGUGGUGGGUGAACACCACUCCCAAGUUCCAGUUUUGUUUCUGCUUACCUCCAGAUCAUGUGAGCUUAAGUAUGCUUUUUCCUCUCUGCAUCCAGUAAUCAUGGCCUCUCGAUUUCUUUGUGGUCUCCAGGGUCCAGAGCAAGGAGUCUUGCUCUACAAAAAUGUAUCUAUGAAAUGCCAGAGCCUGUUUGGCACGGGCAUAAAACUUUGUUCUAAUAAUAUGACCCAAUUUGGGGAAACUACUCCAAAUGAGAAAAGACAUGGAAACAAUGAUGAAGUUCAAACUCUGGGCAGCCUCUGAAUGAAACGCUGUUUUCUUUAGAAAUAUAAUAGCUGCCUUAGACAUUAUGAGGUAUAUAACUAGUGUUUAAUAUGCCCUAUAAAUGUCUUCAGUGUUCUUCAGGGUAAUUAGGAUCUUAAAAGAUUUGGUUCAGAUCCAGAUACAUACACAUUCUGUAUUUUUAGCUCAGUGGUUUUCAAAAAAGGAAAAUGUCACACAGCAAAAAGUGUUUACUUUGUUGGACAAACCAAAUCGGUUCUCAAAAAAUGACCGGUGCUUAUAAAAAGUUAUCAUUCAGUAACUCCAGAACAAACCACCUGAAUGCAUAUGACAAAGAGGGAAAUCAGCUUGUGUGUAGUAUUUACAUUGGACACCAGUUUCGUAAUCACUGUCUUACGUAAAAACUGGUGGAGAAAUUCUAAAACCUCUUUGCUGUUUUUGAUAACUGCUUUUUGUUUUGUAAAAAUGAUAAAAGUUCGGAAAAUAAAAUGUCAGUGUUGAAUAAUUUA
Neomonachus schauinslandi (Hawaiian monk seal) is the source of this 1998-nucleotide messenger RNA. RefSeq names its product actin related protein 2/3 complex subunit 5 (gene ARPC5). The transcript has 4 exons. Gene Ontology annotation, biological process: Arp2/3 complex-mediated actin nucleation; cell migration; regulation of actin filament polymerization. The record is from RefSeq and is a predicted model, not a curated record. Gene Ontology annotation, cellular component: Arp2/3 protein complex; actin cytoskeleton; cytoplasm. Lineage: Eukaryota; Metazoa; Chordata; Mammalia; Carnivora; Phocidae. Bases 223 to 687 code for a protein of 154 amino acids. Gene Ontology annotation, molecular function: actin filament binding.